AUGAAGUUCACUACUUCUCUCGUUGCCUUGGGUCUCGUUGCCCAGACCCUGGCCACCCCUACCCUCGUCGAGCGCAAGGCUUCCGUCGUCCGACGUGAUCUUGACGCCUUCGAGUCCGUCCUUUCUGCCGUUGGGGAUUCCGUCGAUAGCUUCGACACCGAUGUCAAGGCCUACUCUGGCGGUGACACCACCAAGCUGCUCUCGGACUCGAGCGACAUCAUCACCGUCACCAACAAGGGUGUCAGCACCCUCUCGAGCCAGGAUACUCUCUCGCAGGAUGAUGCUCUUUCGCUCACCUCUCCCGUGCAGACCCUGACCAAAAAGAUCGAGACGGCAAUCAGCGAUCUCAUCGACAAGAAGUCUGAUAUCGUUGCUGCUGGAAAGGGUGCCACCGUCGAAUCCAGCCUUCAGGAGCAGUACGACGCUGCCAAGAAGCUCUCUGGCACCAUCACUGACAAGGUCCCUUCGGCUCUGUCUGGUAUCGCUGCCUCUCUCGCUGCUGGUAUCACCGAUGCUAUCCAAAAGGGUAUUGAUGCCUACCAGGGCACCGGUGGCUCCACUACUACUGGUGGCAGCACUGGUACUGCUACCGCUACCGCUACCGCCACCGACACUGGCUCUGCUACCAGCGCCCCGGGCUCUACCACUGCCCCUGUCACUGACACUCCCACUGCUACUGCUACUGCUACUGCUACUGCUACUGCCACUGGUUCCGGCUCUGCCGUCCCAACCAACCCCGGCACUGCCACUUCGUCUGGCGUUCUCCCCGGAAGCAGCGCUACUGGUACUGGCGGCUCUGUCCCUCCGGCUUUCACCAACGCUGCCUCCCUCAACACGAUCAACACUGCCGGCGCCCUCGCCGCUGUUGCUGCCCUGUUCGCUCUCUAG
Molecule: messenger RNA, 888 nt
Organism: Talaromyces rugulosus
Lineage: Eukaryota; Fungi; Ascomycota; Eurotiomycetes; Eurotiales; Trichocomaceae
Exons: 1
Coding region: 1-888 (295 amino acids)
Cellular component (GO): extracellular region
Source: RefSeq, a predicted model, not a curated record